This is a messenger RNA of Diuraphis noxia (Russian wheat aphid), 3708 nucleotides long. It is a transcript of the gene Sec24CD, whose product is annotated as COPII coat complex component secretory 24CD. Gene Ontology annotation, biological process: endoplasmic reticulum to Golgi vesicle-mediated transport; intracellular protein transport; COPII-coated vesicle cargo loading. Gene Ontology annotation, molecular function: zinc ion binding; SNARE binding. The record is from RefSeq and is a predicted model, not a curated record. Lineage: Eukaryota; Metazoa; Arthropoda; Insecta; Hemiptera; Aphididae. Gene Ontology annotation, cellular component: endoplasmic reticulum exit site; COPII vesicle coat.
AACCAGGCUGAUGGACAGUUGAAUGAUCAAUUUUCACAACUGGGAUUUAAUAAUGGAUCUUCACAGCCAUCAUUUCAAAACAAUACCUUGCAAAGUAAUAUUAGCAAUUUUUCAAGUGGAUCACAAGUAAAUACUCCACUGUCAUAUUCACCUGCCAAUUUUAAUGUUGAACUAACUGGACCUCCUAAGCAAUUUUCUUCAUCAGCACUUUUUGGAGGAAGUUCUAACCAAAAUGUACAUUCCUCGGAUAAUUUUCAAGACAAGACCAAUAAUAUGGUACCACAAUCUCCUUUUCCUGGAAAUAGUAUUCAAUCAAAUAUUCAUGAUGGAAUUAUUAAGCAAGAAUCGAGAGAUUUUAAUAAUGGCACACCAAAUAAUUCAAAUGAGGCAAUGUAUGCAAAAUCUAAUGAAUUUAGUACAAAUAACUCAAGUUUUAUUACCAAUCAAAUUGGUUCUGGAUUAAGUUCUUUAUCUCAACCAACUCAAUCAGCUUUUUCUGUUGUUCCACCUCAAUCUCGUUCUCAAAUACCGUAUUCAGGCAAUGUCCAAGAACCAAAUUUGGCUGAACAUUUUCCAUCUCAAUCAAAUUUACCUACUCAAAAAUUAGAGUAUCAAUCUCAGCCGUCAAAUUAUCCACUACAACAAUCAAAAGUGUCACAGCCAGAUUUUCAGCCACAGUCUAAUUCAAUAACUCAACAAGAUUUUUCAAAACAAUCUAAUUCCACACCACAGCAGGUGGGUUUUCCACCUCAAGCUAAUUUGAAACAGCAGCAACCAGGUAUUCCACCUCAACCUAAUUCAAUGUUGCAGCAGUCAGGUUUUCCACCACAAGUUAAUUCAAAAUCCCAGCAACCAGGCUUUCCGUCUCAACCUAGUUCAACACUGCAACAGUCUGGUUUUCCACCACCACAAGCAAAUCCAAAACUUCAGCAAUCAGGAUUUUUACCACAAACAAAUUUAAAACCAAAUCAGCAAGGUUUUCCGCCAUUACCCAAUUCAACAUCUCAGCAGCCAAGUUUUUCACCUCCAUCCAAUUCUACUCUACAGCAACCGGGUUUCCCGCCCCAACCUAAUUGUACACCAGCUUAUAUGGGUCAGCCAGCUCCAAGUAGGAGAUUAGAUCCUGACCAAAUGCCAAGUCCAGUACAAGUUAUACAAGACGACCAGCAGAGUAAAAGUGGUUUAUUUUUAACUAAUCAAAGAGGUUUAGUACCUCCUUUAGUUACUACAGAUUUUACUGUGCAAGAUUCUGGUAAUGCAUCACCUAGAUUAAUAAGAUCAACUAUGUAUUGUGUACCUACUACAACGGAUAUUAUGAAACAGACAUCUGUACCUUUUGGAUUAGUUAUAAGUCCAUUAGCAAAAAUAAAACCAGAUGAAUAUCCUCUACCUAUUAUAAAUACUGGAGAAAUUGGACCAGUUAGAUGUAAGAGGUGUAAAGCUUACAUGAGUCCAUUUAUGCAGUUCAUUGAUGGCGGAAAACAUUUUACUUGCCUUUUAUGUAAAGCUACAACUGAAGUUCCGGUUGAAUAUUUCCAACAUUUGGAUCAUACUGGUCAACGACUUGACCGCUCUGAAAGGCCUGAAUUAUGUUUUGGAUCAUAUGAAUUUAUUGUCCCAAAAGAAUAUUGUAGGAAAGAAAUGCAACCAAAACCUCCUGCAUAUAUAUUUGUUAUAGAUGUUUCUUAUAAUAAUAUAAAAUCUGGACUUGUUCGACUCUUAUGUGCUUUCAUGAAAGAGUUAUUAACUCAAUUACCAACUGAAUUGGGAAAUAAAAAAAGUAAAAUACGUGUUGGUUUUAUAACUUAUGAUACAACUGUCCAUUUUUAUAAUAUAAAGGAAACAUUAGCUGUUCCUCAAAUGAUGAUUGUUGGUGACACUUCAGAAGUGUUUAUGCCAUUGUUAGAUGGGUUCUUAUGCGAUCCAGAACAAUCUUCUCAAGUUAUUGAUGUACUUAUGGAACAAAUUCCCACUCUGUUCAAUGAAACAAGGAUAACUGAAACUAUUCUUCUACCAGCAAUAAAAGCAGGAAUGGAAGCAUUGAAGAAUGCUGAUUGUUGUGGUAAAUUAUUUGUAUUUCAUUCAUCCUUACCAAUAGCAGAAGCUCCAGGUAAACUUAAAAAUCGYGAAGAUCGAAAAUUACUUGCCACAGAUAAGGAAAAAACUAUUUUGAACCCGCAAACAAAUGUGUAUAAAGAAUUAGGAGAAGAGUGCGUUCAAGUCGGGUGUAGUGUUGAUCUAUUCAUCACUAAUAAUUCUUAUAUAGAUUUGCCUACAAUCGGUCAAAUUUCUAAAAUUAGUGGGGGUGAAAUUUUCAAAUACACAUAUUUCCAAGCUGAAGUUGAUGGUCAACGAUUCUUGUCUGAUUUGAAACAUGACAUUAGUCGACCAACUGUCUUUGAUGCUGUAAUGCGAGUACGAACAUCUACUGGUACUCGUCCCACUGAUUUCUAUGGACAUUUUUUUAUGUCGAAUUCUACCGAUGUUGAGUUGGCUGCUAUUGAUUGUGAUAAAGCUAUUGCAAUUGAAGUAAAACAUGAUGAUAAGCUAGAUGAACAAGAUGGAGUAUUAGUACAAACAGCCAUGUUAUACACGUCAUGUAGUGGACAAAGGCGUGUCCGUAUAUUAAAUCUAUCAUUACGUUCUAGUGGACAAAUGGGUGAAUUAUAUCGUAGUUGUGACUUAGAUACAAUAAUGAAUUUCUUUGGAAAACAAGUUAUGUAUAAAAUUUUGGAAAGUUCUGGACGACAAGUAAAGGAAGCAAUUACUAAUAAGACUGCUCAAAUACUAGCUACUUAUAGAAAACAUUGUGCUUCACCAUCUUCAGCUGGUCAACUUAUAUUGCCCGAAUGCAUGAAACUUAUGCCUCUAUAUGUUAAUUGUUUAAUUAAAAGUGAUGCAAUGUCUGGUGGUCCUGAUCUGACAGUUGAUGAUCGUUGGUUUAACAUGCAUCUGGUUAUAACUGCGGACAUUCCUACUACAUUGGGUUAUUUCUAUCCACGUCUGAUUCCUAUUCAUACACUUGCUGAUGAAAAAAUCUUGGAUGAUGUUCCAAUACCAGAUCAGUUGAGGUGUUCUAUUGAAAAGUUUGCGGAGAAUGGAGCUUAUAUUUUAGAAAAUGGSGUAUAUAUGUUUUUGUGGCUUGGUAUGGGUCUAAGUCAAACAUUUUUAUCAGACGUGUUUGGUGUUCAGAACAUAGCAUAUGUUAAUAYYGAACAUUCUGCUAUUCCUGUGUUGGAUAAUCCACUCAAUAAAGCUAUUCGUCAGGUGCUAUCUAAAAUUCAAAAAGAACGAAGGCAUACAAUGAGACUUUCAAUUAUACGACAAAAAGAUAAAAUUGAAACUGUUAUGAGACAUUUCUUAGUCGAAGAUCAUGGCAUCGACAAUAGUCCAUCCUAUGUAGAAUUUUUGUGUCACAUGCAUAAGGAAAUUCGCAAUUUGCUCAGUUAGCACAUACAAAAAUGGUAAUUGGUAGGGGUCAAUGUGGGAUUAACACCAAUACAAUUACUUGAAUUACCAUAUGAUUACUUAUMGUUUUGUUCAUUAUACUGCACGAUUGUUAUGUUACAGUUAUAAUUUUUAAUGAUGUAUACACAGUCAUAGAAAUAUCUGUUGUUAUUAUAUUUAUUAUAUUAUUUUUUGAUUUUAUUAUGAUUAUAUUUGAAAUUCGCCGUUUUUUCUUGGUGUUAUGUUUAAUUAGUGCAUUUG